GAAACCGUUGCGAUGAAGUUGGAUGUAAAACAAGUGUAAACUUCAUGUGUGGUCAUGAGGCAGCGGCUGACGAUCGCGUGGAAUCAGAUGAUUCUGAUGGUCGGACAGGCGACGAGGAGAUGGACGAGGAGGGCGGUGAAUCUGAAGAUGACAGUGAAGCCAGUGACCCUACCAUCGACGAGGAGGACCUGCCAGAGGCGAACAUUCGAGAGCGUCCAAAGCGACAGACUCGUGGGCAGCGGACGGUCCUAGACGGCAAGGAGUUGCUGGACGACGAGGACUUUUGGGAUCGUGCAGAUUUCCAGGAUGCUUCAUCGGACAGCGAAUUUCAUCAGGUUGAUGAGGAGUCCUCCGAGUCUGAGGACUCAGACUUUAGCCGGGCAACAGAGGAAGAGCCAGAUGAGGAGAAGACGGCCAAGAAACGCCGCACGGGCAUGGCCCCUCCAGAGCCGUUUCCUGCGGCGGUUUCGCCGGCGGCUCCAGUACGAGCCCCCCGACGGAGGAUCAGAUAUCUACCUUCAGACAGGAGCUUGCGCCAGUCCACCGUGGAACAACGGCGUGGCUCGCGCGAACAGGAGCUCGUGGCGCAGGCCAAAGCGCCUAGCCGCAAGCCACUCAAGCCGAAGAGCUCGCUCACACAAGAAGCGCGACUUCAAGAGGCAGUUCGGACGGAGGAGAAGAGCAGGGAAGAGUUCAAGGCACUCCAGAGCCAGGAAGAUCAGCGCCGAGAGGCGCGGCGCCGGAGCCGGCGGAGGUCGGUGUUUGAAGGAGCACGGAUACGCUUCGUCUCCAAGCAAGUGCCUGUGGAUCAGACACCAGAUCUCAUUGGUGGUCGCCCAGGUGUCGAGAACUGCGUGGAGUUCAUCAACUGCGACUUUUCGGAUGUGUGUGGCAAGGAUCCUCGGUCGCUUGCCAUCCAGGAGGCUGAGCAUCCUUCAUCACAGGCAUCUCAAUCAGUUCGCGGUGAGAAGCUACGCAGCAGGAAGAGCGACGAGCAUAAACCAAGCGCGCCAUUCCAAGAUGUGGAAUGCCACUCCUUACCUUACACCAGGCUUUUCGUGGCACCGAGAUGCUCAGUCGCCUACUGUUUGUGGGUGCUUUGCAGCCUCCUACUGGUGGCGAUACCACUCUUUGCCACCUUUGCGACUGACAACGUUUGGGUGAAGGAAAGUUUCUACAGGGUGCAACCUGUCGUGUCCUUCACCAAUGAGCUCUUCCUGAUUGCUUCUGGGGAUACUGCAGAAAGUGCAGUUGGCUGGAGCACUCAAAAGUCUUUACAAAGCCUUUUGCCUCCAGAGGUCAAAGUACCUUUGGUACGUUCGAGCCAUGAAGACCCGAACCACGACAACAUUGCAGAGACCCUGAAGCUCCAAGUGGAGAUGCCAUCCACGGGCUUCCGAAGUCUUUUGCUCUUGGCCGUAUACAAUGUGCAGCUCCGGGGCAAGGUCUCCGAAGAGCUGACCGGCCUGGUGGCCUUGGACCUGACCAGUCCCUAUGCUGCAUCUGGCGUGUCCAUCUAUGGGCAACUGGUUUUUAGGCAGAAGCUUCCGCUGUUCCAAAGCUUCGAACAGCGCCGGCUUUAUGCCAGCAGCCCUUUGGAGGUCAACUGGAGGUCCAAUUGGAUCCCCGAGAACCAGCCAUUGACCCUGGAAGCUUUGCUGGGCCGCUAUGCGCAAAGGAAUGAGACCGCCGAUUUGCAGCAAUCGGUUCCAGCGAUUUGGGAUUACACGCCCAAAAGCAACUUUCAGAUCUCCGUGACCAUCGAAGUUCCGCCGCAGCUGGUCUACUAUGUCCCGAUGGCAUCGGAGGUCUUGAAAUUCGCUUGGAUGCAAUUCCUGGCCUUUCUCAUUCCAACUUGGGUCUUCUUGGAAUGGUUCAAGGCUGCUCUCGGUUCAGCUCUCGGCUUGGCCAGGGGGUGACCUUCGAUCAGAGGCUUGUUUCAACGUAUGUCGUUCCCCAAUUGCCCUAUGGGAAGAACGAUUGAGCGAAUUUGGAAUUAAGUAUUUAUUUCGAUGCGAGUGUUUGAUUGAUCAUUUAUGUACACGCGAUGCAGGGUGUUUGCCUGCGGAUGCGGGAAGUGGAUGCAACAGAUUUGUCAUGAUUUGUCA
Molecule: messenger RNA, 2108 nt
Organism: Durusdinium trenchii
Lineage: Eukaryota; Dinophyceae; Suessiales; Symbiodiniaceae
Source: the annotation of a GenBank genome assembly